UCAUAAAGUAGAGAGAGAAAGAGAUAAACAUUUUAAUGGGAAAUUGCGUCGUUAAAGGUGCGACCGUCACCUCUGCCGAUCCACCACCUGAAGCUUACAACAAAUUUAUCCGAAUAAUCUCCGCUUCCGGUAACGUCAUCGAGUUCCAAGGCCCCAAACUCGUUUCAGAUAUUCUUAACAACUUCCCAAACCAAAUCAUUUACAGUCGGCCAGACAGGUCAAACCCAUUGCCGGACCACGAAAACCUCGUUCCUGGCCAAUCUUACUAUAUCUUUCCGAUUCCGACCAAAUCCGCCAUUAAAGAACCUGAGGAGGAGGAGAAGAUUGAGCCGGUGAGGGUUUCUAGUUCUAGUGCCACAUUGGAUGUUAUAGCUCCACAAUUGGCCGAUAUGUCGGCGAUGGAGGUUCUGAAAUUUCCUCGGAAGGGUGUUUGGAAGGUAAAAUUAGUGAUUAGUAGUAAGCAGUUGGAGGAGAUCUUGGCGGAAGAGGUUAACACGGAGGCUUUGAUUCAGCAAAUGAGAAUGGCGGCGGUUACAGCCGGCGGCGCAACCCAGAAACGAAGUAAGAAAGGCCGGGAGCUAAGCUUCAUCAGCUGGAAAGGGAUUAUUGAUCGUAUUUUUAAGGUGCAAAGUAGUCUUCAUGAUGAUGACCAUAGCCGGCGAAGUGGAGAGUCGUUGGAGUCUUUUUCCGGCGCUAAAAGUUGAUUU
Messenger RNA from Impatiens glandulifera, 707 nucleotides. RefSeq lists its product as uncharacterized. NCBI's taxonomy places the organism in Eukaryota, Viridiplantae, Streptophyta, Magnoliopsida, Ericales, Balsaminaceae. The transcript has a single exon. The record is from RefSeq and is a predicted model, not a curated record. The coding region runs from base 36 to 704 and encodes 222 amino acids.